Caenorhabditis sp. 36 PRJEB53466 is the source of this 585-nucleotide messenger RNA. NCBI's taxonomy places the organism in Eukaryota, Metazoa, Nematoda, Chromadorea, Rhabditida, Rhabditidae. The record is from the annotation of a GenBank genome assembly.
AUGGCCGCUUCGAUUCUCGACGAGGGGCAAAUCGAUUUGGCCAUCACUCGACUCGUCCAGGAUGCCGCCAACUUUAUCGAGCACAAAGUGGAGCUCGGCGAGCCCGACAUCAAAAUCCCAAUAUUCUUCGUGAUGGGCUACAAUUUGGUGCGGCAACAGGCCGCACUGCUCGGCCUCCGAGUGCCGAUGCUCGACACGCUGCCGCACACUGUCGAAAUGAUUUUGGUGGCCGAGGUCGGGACGCCAAUGGCUGGAACUCUUCCAUUCGUCGACGGCCAGGGAAUGCUCGUCGACCCGGCGUCCGAUGGAACGGUCUUCACCGACUUUGUCAGAUUCGUGAAGGACAUGUACGCCUACUGCGAGAAUGGCGUGCACAUGACCGGACGAUUGCCACCGCUGCCCUUCAGCUACUUGCUCGCAACGAUUUGGCUGCAAUUGGCGGUGCUCAGCAAUCCGAACAGCAGCGACUCUUUUAUGGUCAGUUUUAUUCCCUUCGCUUUGCAGAUUCACCUCGUGAAAAAGUUUGGCGAUCUCGUGCCUGGGGACUACGCCUUCCCAGCUCUUCAACUCCCACAGAAUAACUAA